GGUAUUUUAAUCUAAGUGAAAAGAAGGAAGUAUUCUCCGCGUUCUCAUCACCCAAUGAUAUGGAGACAGAUAGGACAGGCUCAUCAUGGAUCUCAUCCCUCCAGUGGCUUCAAUUCUCUCCGAACUCAUGAAAAAGAGACAACUCAGUUCCGAGGAAAAGAGACGCACUUUUGGGUUUGAGUCCCUCUUCAUAAAAUACACAAACCUUUUCAACGGGAUGUUGAAGCAUCCCCGAAUCUUUUGAGCCAGCUCGAGAGCUUCCAAGGCCGUCUUCUCUCUCUCUCUCUCUCUCUCUUCUUCCCUGUAGUUAAUUUUUUCUUCUUUCUCUAGCCUAUAAAAGGGUCUCUUGCUUUGCUAAAUAACCAUGCACUCCACUAGAUUUCUUACGAAGAAACAUACUAAUAUAUCAAGACCAAUUUAAUCGAGUUCAUUGGUUUUUGAGCUUUCUUCAUCGUAUCAUGUCGAGGCUAAUAGAACCACUGAGCGUGGGAGGAGUGGUGGGGGAUGUGGUGGACAUUUUCACACCCACGGUGAAGUUGAAUGUGAUUUAUAACUCCAACAAGAGAGUCUCUAAUGGCCACGAGCUCAUGCCUGCCGUUAUUGUAUCCAGGCCUCGUGCGGAAGUUGGUGGGGAUGACAUGAGGGAGGCUUACACUUUGAUAAUGACCGACCCGGAUGCUCCAAGCCCUAGUGAUCCUCGUUUAAGGGAACAUCUCCACUGGAUGGUCACAGACAUUCCCGGUACUACUGAUGCUUCUUUUGGGAGAGAGGUGGUGAGCUAUGAGACACCGAGGCCGGCGGUAGGGAUCCACCGGUACGUGUUCGUGCUGUUCAAGCAGAGAGGGAGGCAAACUGUGGCCGGAGCUCCGGCUUCGAGAGACUGUUUCAACACCCGAGCCUUCUCUCUCAACCAUGGCUUGGGCUUGCCUGUCGCCGCCGUCUACUUCAAUGCCCAGCGAGAGACCGCCGCUAGAAGAAGAUGAUCGAUCGACCCUCAUCACCACCCAUCAUCACGAAUUACAAUAAUCCCUCUCCUCAUUAUUAAUUCACUUCAGCUUAGCUGAUGAAAACUUUUUCCUUUCCUUUUUCUUGAGUUUUUCCUAUCCUAGGCCUCCAAAAGGCUAGGAGUUGUCAGCAUAUUAUGCGGGGAGACAUUUGAGAAUGUUGUGUCUUGUGUCUCCCAUUUCGAUUGGACCGCAGCAGUCCAGUAACUUGGUACUUGGUGUAGGCGACUGUCGUUGCUUGGUCCCAUGUCAUGUCUCUGUCUAUAGGACCAGAAAAAGAGGAAGAGAACACGAGAUGGGGGAUGCAUGUAGCAUCAGAGCUAAGCCCUACGGAUGGGAAUGCACGACUUUAUAUAAUAUAUGUCUUUUUUAUAUUUUAAUAUAAUGUGGCAUGCAACGAUCAGUGAUUGGAGUA
Messenger RNA from Syzygium oleosum, 1419 nucleotides. RefSeq names its product CEN-like protein 1. NCBI's taxonomy places the organism in Eukaryota, Viridiplantae, Streptophyta, Magnoliopsida, Myrtales, Myrtaceae. The transcript has 5 exons. Gene Ontology annotation, biological process: vegetative to reproductive phase transition of meristem; flower development. The record is from RefSeq and is a predicted model, not a curated record. Bases 459 to 983 code for a protein of 174 amino acids.